This is a messenger RNA of Solanum verrucosum, 576 nucleotides long. RefSeq lists its product as uncharacterized. Lineage: Eukaryota; Viridiplantae; Streptophyta; Magnoliopsida; Solanales; Solanaceae. The record is from RefSeq and is a predicted model, not a curated record. Bases 1 to 576 code for a protein of 191 amino acids. The transcript has 3 exons.
AUGUGCUUUGUUUCUGAUAGAAAUAAGAGCAUUUGGAAUGCUACUGCAGUUGUUUAUCCCGAAUUCAGAUAUUACGCAUGCAUAUAUCAUCUAUGGACCAAUUUACUAAAGAAAACAUACAGAGAUACAGAAGAGGUUAGAACAUUAUUCUUCAGUUUAGCAAAAGCUUACACUGUUCAAGAGUUUGAUGAAUUGAUGAAAAUGAUGGAUCAAAUUAAUCCAAAAUACCGUGCUUAUCUACAAAAAGCAAACUAUGAGAAAUGGUCACGCGUACAUUCACCAGUAAAAAGGACUUGGACACUAACAAGUAACAUUGCAGAGUCACUAAAUAACACUAUUCUUGUUGGAAGAAGGUUACCAGUGGUACCAUUGUUGGAAUUUGUUAGAAAAACAAUUGAAGCUUGGAAUGAGAAACACAACGAAGAAGGUAGAAAUAUUACAACAACCUUGACAAGUAAAUACAAUGAAAUGUUGGAGGACAAUAGAAAUUUGUCUCAUCGUAUGCUUGUACGCGCAUCAACAAUACUCCCUCAUACCAUUACAGAUGGUGCAAAGAGGUUUACAUUAUACAGUUGA